AUGGGAAACCAUUCAAAUAGCCCUGUUAAAAAAAAUCAAAUGAAUGAGAAUGAACUGAUUAUUAUCUUCAGGAGAGCUUCCAGUUUCUUAAGCCCAACUGAUUCAUUAAAAUUGCUCUCUUUAAAUCAUUUCUUCCACCAGCACUUGCCAAAUCACGAGUUCUAUUUCUAUGUUUCAAAGCCAAUAGCAAGCUGGAUUGCCAAUCUUGACCAAAAUGAUCCCGACGUAUUUGACCAUUUUGCAAGAUUCUUACUAUAGCCCAUACCCCAUAAGUUUUAUUUAUCGAGCAAAAUAUAAUAGAAAGUUUAAUGACCAAGAAAAACUUUAUUAAAGGGACAAACUAAUCUCUAUCCUUGAAAGAGUUAAAAAAGUAAGGGGAGUAAGAAAUUCGCACAAGGAAGCAAAAUACUUUUCAUAAAAAUUUUUCAUUUAAUAAAUUUGUGUAUCUCGAUGAAAUUUUCUAGUGUUUUUUCAAUAGUUUUGCUCUCUAAGGGAAAGAUGGAGUUAGAGUGUAACCCAUUUACUUCUUAUGAUGAUUUAUUCAACUGCAUAAAAUCAUCACAGAACAUGAUUAAAAAUCCAUGCGGAGAAAUGGGCUUUAAUUCUUGGGAAAAACAUAAUGGAGGUGAUGGAUGAAAUAUUGAAGACUGGCCUGGCUAUAGACAUAAAAAGACAGUUUUUACAACUUCUUAUGAAUGGUGUGAUCUAACGCAAACUAUUUCUAUUCCAUUAUCUGAUCAAAAGCGAUUCCUUAUUGUAGGGGCAUAUGUGACCAGAAGAAGUGACUGUGGAGCAUUAGCAAAACUUAAAGUACAGGCAUAUGAUAAAAACAAAAAUUUAAAAGAUACUUAUAAAAUUGAUGAAGUAAAUAUUCGUGAGCCUGGGCCUGCGCUUUAUAUGCUGAAAACUAAAAUUGAGAUUCAACCUUAUCAUAGAAUAUUUAAAAUAACUUAUUCUGGGAAAGACACGAAUUGGUGGGCUGGUUCAGGCAUGAAACCUCUGUAUCCCUGCCAAAAACAAAUUUCUAACUCCCCCUCCCUCCGUGAGUGAACAAAAAAAUUUUGUUCACUCACGGAGGGGGGUUAAUUUGUUUUUUUUUAAAAAAUUUAUUUUUCAAAAUUUUAAAAAAAUCCUAAUUCGCAAAAAUUGGAAAGCAAAUAUUAAUUUAAUUUAUAAAAUUUAUGUUUUAAAAAGCAAUUCGUUCAAAAUUAAAUAGAAUUAGCUCUAGAUUUCAUUAUAAUAAUUAUCAUUUAUAUAUAAAUUUUUUUUUCCAUAAAAAAUUUUUCUAUUUAAAAAAUUUUUGUUCACUCACGGAGGGUGGGUUUUUGGGGAAAAAAUAGCGAUUUUUCUAAUGGUUUUGUUCACUCACGGAGUGGGGGGGAGUAAGUAUUGAUAAUAAGAAAUAUAGGAAUGAAUUUCCCUACCUUGCUGGUUAUCAAUAGGAAGUUACUAUAUAGCAGAUAAGAAAUAAAAUUGGUGACGUUGACGGAAAUCGGACUCGAGGCGCGUGCUCCUUAUGGAGCAGAUAGUAUCCAUCCUGAUGAAGCUGAAAAUAGGGCCUCUGUCCCUUUUUUAAGUAGGUGUUCAGGCUUGGAAGAGGGAAUUUUUAUUUGCCCCAUAAGGUUUUCCUGCCCUUGCAGAUGGGCUAGAAAAGUUUUGCCUACCACAUAGUCUUUCCUUGACUAAUUUAGAUGGUGGCUCUUCCCAAGGAACUAAUCCCCUGGACAGGCAUUAAGGUCGGAAAUUCAAGAUGGCUGCCUUCCAUUUCCUCAUUUGAACUCCGAGGUCUAUGGAGACUGCUCUUUUAGAGCCGAAACUAGGCAAAGGCUAGUGAGUUACCCGCUUAUGGCAAGAUUAACUGUUUUAAUUAAUAUAGUAGAUAGAAAUAAAAUGUGAUAUUGACAAAAUUGGUUUUCGAGGCACGCUCACUAUAGAGCAGAGGUAGGGCCCAUCUAGAUGAAGGUGAAAACAAUGCUUCUAUCACUUUUGAAGUAGGCCUUCGGGUUAAGGGAAGUCUUACCGAAGAGGAAAGUUUUUAUUCAUCACCCGAAUGUAUUUCUAUCCUUACUCCCCCGUGAGCGAACAAAACCAUUAGAAAAAUCCCUAUUUUUUGCCCAAACACCUUCGCCAGCGAACAAAAAUUUUUUAUGGGAAAAAAAUUUGAUAAUUAUUAUAAUGAAAUUUCUAGCUAAUUCUGUUUAAUUUUAAACAAAUUGCGUUUUAAAAACAUAAAUUUUACAAAUUAAAUGAAUAUUUGCUUUCCAAUUUUUGUGAAUUAGGAUUUUUUUAAAUUUCGAAACAAAUUUAUUCUAUAAAAUUUAUAUAUAAAUUUUUAAAAAAUGUUAACCCCCCUCCGUGAGCUAACAAGAUUUUUUUGUUCGUUCACGGAGGGGGGAUAGUAGAUGGAGCUAGAUAGAAUUUUUCAUACCGCAUGGCCUUUACCUAUUGGACCAUCGGGGCAUAUCCUAGGUAGUUUUGCUUUUGAGUAGGUGCGGUAGGGGAUGUGGGUUGAGGGGUGGGUUUCAUGCUGACCAGGCUGGAACUUAUGGAGCAAGAUUCUCUUAUUGUUAUGCUCGCAUCUCCUAUAGCCUCUAA
Molecule: messenger RNA, 2595 nt
Organism: Blepharisma stoltei
Lineage: Eukaryota; Ciliophora; Heterotrichea; Heterotrichida; Blepharismidae
Source: the annotation of a GenBank genome assembly